Mytilus trossulus (common blue mussel) is the source of this 672-nucleotide messenger RNA. RefSeq lists its product as uncharacterized. The transcript has a single exon. The record is from RefSeq and is a predicted model, not a curated record. Bases 1 to 672 code for a protein of 223 amino acids. NCBI's taxonomy places the organism in Eukaryota, Metazoa, Mollusca, Bivalvia, Mytilida, Mytilidae.
AUGUAUACCAGUCUAUGUAUCCAACAGUCUGUGUACGAGAUCACCAGUAUGUCUAAAUGUCUACCAGUCUAUGUAUCCAACAGUCUGUGUACGAGUCCACCAGUAUGUCUAAAUGUCUACAAGUCUAUGUAUCCAACAGUCUGUGUACGAGAUCACCAGUAUGUCUACAUGUCUACCAGUCUAUGUAUCCAACAGUCUGUGUACGAGAUCACCAGUAUGUCUAAAUGUCUACCAGUCUAUGUAUCCACCAGUCUGUGUACGAGAUCACCAGUAUGUCUAAAUGUAUACCAGUCUAUGUAUCCAACAGUCUGUGUACGAGAUCACCAGUAUGUCUACAUGUCCACCAGUCUAUAUAUCCACCAGUCUGUGUACGAGAUCACCAGUAUGUCUAAAUGUCUACCAGUCUAUGUAUCCAACAGUCUGUGUACGAGUCCACCAGUAUGUCUAAAUGUCUACAAGUCUAUGUAUCCAACAGUCUGUGUACGAGAUCACCAGUAUGUCUACAUGUCUACCAGUCUAUGUAUCCAACAGUCUGUGUACGAGUCCACCAGUAUGUCUAAAUGUCUACAAGUCUAUGUAUCCAACAGUCUGUGUACGAGAUCACCAGUAUGUCUACAUGUCUACCAGUCUAUGUAUCCAACAGUCUGUGUACGAGAUCACCAGUAUGUCUAA